GGUAGUUUUUGAAUCGGCUGUAAUCGGAUAUUGUUCUUUAAAUGAUUAUCCUUUUAAACUAAAAAUGUAAAUAAUAUUAUGUCAAUAUAACCCCCCCCCAAAAAAAUCAAUAUCAUGUGUAUGAUUUAUUUUACGUUGAAUCAUUCACAAAAGAAGAAGUUAGUAUUUUUCUAGUAGCUAUUCGGAAUAUAAUCCAGCAUAAAAAAAAAUCAUCAAAGGUAGGGAUUAACCUCAACUAGAAUUUUCGCAUAAUACAUCCAGGACAUACAUCACUUAAAUGAUCAAAAGAGCAGAAUGUUACAUUUUGUUGCCUUCAUUGCGAUUACUGCUACUGCCAGGCAUCCUUUUAGCUUUUCCCGACUGUGGUUUUCAUACUAUCAUAGGAAAUGGUACCAUUUCUACACCAAACUUCCCUAAACCUUACCCAGUACCCAUCAACUGCCAAUGGAUUGUGGAAGCGCCUCCUAACAUGAAAAUUGCAGUCUAUUUCACCCAGUUCUACAUGAAAAGUGGACUAAGAGCUACAGAGUUUGAUCACUACAUCAGGGACCUAAAGAUCGGAAUAAGGAGAUUUGAUUUUGGUAUCAUAAGUUCUACUCAUGAACCAACAUAUCUAAUCACAAACAAGAGAUUUCUGGUGUUGGAUAUGAGAAUAACGACAUUAGAAAAUGUUCAUUUACGGGUGAGACAACAUCUGAUGGACGCCUUCGGUUUCAAUAUAACCUAUGAAAUAAUACCAAAGAAGCAGAGAGUACGGAAGGAUCCUUGUAUUUACCAUCAUUGUUCUUUUACUGGAUAUUGCUAUGCUUCAUCUAAUUUCGAAGCCUACAACUGCCAUUGUUUUGAAGGUUACUUUGGGAAGGAAUGCCAAUAUGAUAAUUAUUGCGGGCCUACGUCCACGCAGAAAAUAUGUUUCAAUGGAGGCACAUGCAGAUAUUACAUAGGAUCUUCUGUCCGAACGUGUGAAUGCCCUCAUGGGUAUGAAGGUGUGAAAUGUGAAAAGAAAGUUGCUAACAAGACAGAAGUUAUACAGAAUCCAAAUUUCAGUCUCAAAUGCGAAGAGAAUCUUUAUGCAUCAAUACCCGGAUAUAUAACAAUUUAUCCAAGAAGCCGUAAAUGUCAUCAAACAGGUAUAAUUUUAUAUUACUACUACGCUUUGUGUGAAUAUUUUUAAAUAAGCUC
Messenger RNA from Stegodyphus dumicola, 1182 nucleotides. RefSeq lists its product as uncharacterized. Gene Ontology annotation, molecular function: G protein-coupled receptor activity. Gene Ontology annotation, biological process: adenylate cyclase-activating G protein-coupled receptor signaling pathway. NCBI's taxonomy places the organism in Eukaryota, Metazoa, Arthropoda, Arachnida, Araneae, Eresidae. Gene Ontology annotation, cellular component: membrane. The record is from RefSeq and is a predicted model, not a curated record.